GCUCGUAGCGGCAGCAGUGAGAACGAAGCGCAACGCAACGCAGUCGAGCGACAGUCGAGUGGGCGAGUGUGGAAGACGGUGACGGCGAUACGCGAGACUACGUUCAGCGUUCAGCGUUCAGAGGAUCACUAUCCCUCACUCACUCACCCACUCACUCACAUUCACACGCUCCUAAUUUUCUAUUCUUUCUUCCAUAAAUAUUUUAACUCGUUCGCGCUUUGUCUGACCUGCGUGCACUACGUAUGUGCACAUAUACAUUGACCAAGGCACUCUUUACCCGGUAGCACAAAGCCUGCGAGAUUAUAUUAUCAUCAUCGACACAUCAGCGUAUUCCUAUGUCUGUUGUAAGCACGAGUGAACCGUGAUUGCUUUUCGUGAAACCUCAAGCUACAAGAAUAAACUGGUGCUAUCGGUAAAGUAAAUCGCAGUGCGACAGAUCGAUCUAUCGAGAGUGCAUCGACUUGUUUUUUUCAACUUGGAGCCAUCAGGUUUUUUCCUUAGAACGAGCAAAAGUGAUGUGACAUGCGCAACAGGUCGUGGCUAGUUGAUCCUUUCGUGAUUGAAAAGUGCAUUACCCCUUAUCGAGUUUUAUCAGUGGCAGUCUUAUUGAUUGUUCAGAUACUUAUUUGAACUUACCAGCAUUCGAAUCGUUCUGAGAUGCAUGAGAGACUCGAAAGUUGUCCGAAUCUCGGCGGCUUUCUGUUUACAACGCAACUAGUGGUCGUGACUUUUGCCGAGCACGUCAUCGAACAGCUGAGUUGAUUCGUUAAUUAAGUUCGGCCGGCUGAGCUGUCGCGAGCAACGAUCAACGAGCAACCAGCAGCGAGCAACGAGUAACGAGUAACGAGCGAACGACCGAACGGGAAAGCUGGCUGCGUGAAUUCGACAUAGCCGAAUGGUGACUCACGAAGCAUACGGACACCUAUAAACUGUAGGCGACUCAUAAACAGACAAGCACUCCCGCGGUGCUCACUCAUUCGGUCAAUUUCAUUGAGGCCUUCUGCAAUAAAAAUAACGUACGAAUUCGAAUAAGUAGUGGUUCGUCAAAAUAGUUUGGUGUGUUUAUCCGUUCAAUCGAGUGCGUGACACGAAUAACUAUGCUUUUGUGAAUUAAUGGAAACAGUGAAGCUGUACUGAAAAGGAAGAGAAAUAUGCGGAAGGAAAUGGAUUCUGGUGUUAUCGAGAGGCAUGACAGGAUAUGACUUGGUAUUCUUCUAAAGGGAAGUUAAUAAUUUUUAAAAAAUAUGGAAGGUAAGCCCGUGCCAAAGCCCAGAUCUCUGAAGAGCGACCGACCGAUUCCAGCACCCAGGAAUAUUCAGGCUCCUUCGCUUCCUCCGGUAUCUCCGUCAGUCAGUCCAAGCGAAUCCAGUCACUUGGAAAUGAACGAGGAUACGAGAUCCAGCGAAACGAGAGGCACUCCUGAGUUCUUCAGGGGUCUGAGCAACAGCGGCAGGAACUUCAAGGAUGAGAUCUCGGAGAAGAUGACGGUGAAGGGAAAGGCUGUGAUAUCCAGUACGAGAAACGCGAGUAUUCGGCUCGAGAAAUCCGUUAAAAAUUUACUCACCAGAAGAAUGACCUCCUUGAACAGCGAGGACAUUCGGGACUCGCCCGAUGGGAAGAGCAAAGAGCCGACGCAGGAGGACCGAUGUGUCUCGAUGCCUGCCGACGACAUCUUUAGCAGUAUAUCCUUUUACAGUCCACUGCAGAGCAACUUGAGGAGCAUGAAGAACGAAGAGAAUUUAUCGGAGGCUCGUUACAGUCCACCACCUCCCAUCUACCCUCCACCUCCACUUCCGGAUGAGUCGAUCUACGAUGAGUUACAGUCCGUGACGUCGGGUCACAGCAGCCGAUACGACACGCUCAGCUCGACGGUUUCCGAACACGCGGAAAUGGAAUUGCCGGAUUCGUUUAAUCUUCUGAAUUUCGCUCAGAAUCAGGGCAGCGAUUCGGAUCAGAGUUUGAAUCUGUCGGACGUGAGUGUAACGGUUAAUGAAAAAUCUGAGGCUCCGAAGAGGCUCUCCAGGUCCGACUCCUGGACAUUCUACGACAUGGUCCCGGAAAAAGUUGAGAGGCUGGAUAAGAACGAGGAACUUGACGUAAUAUCGAGCGCCGACGAGAGCGAGAAGGAAGCAUCGAUAAAGCAAAGAAUCUCUACCAUCUCCAACGUGACUCAAUUCUCCAUCCAGAAUUCCCUAUAUGAGAAUUGGAUGCUCAGGAAGCCGAUCGCGUCUUCUCCGUCGGACAAGCCGAACAGCGAAGAUCGAACCUGUAGCAAAUCGUUACUCUUCGAGUUUGAUCCUUUUGCGAGAAACGACGAGAACAUUUACAGCAAUUAUGAAAAUAAUGACCUGAUGCUCCUGGAGUCUCUUUUAGCAACAAGCGACUCUCCCAGCAGCACGGGAAGCAUGGCGGAUCUUUGCGAGGAGGAGGAAGCACCGGAAGAGACCGAGGAGGACAUCAAGGUAGAGUUUGGCGAGAUCAGUGUGACGCCUCCCGAACUGCCAAAGAGAUUUGACUCUUUACCGAAGAACGAAUACGACGAGGUAGAGAUGGUGGAGGUACAGGACAAGUCCUCCUCCAAGAUUCCAGCCGUACUUCCGAAACUGGUUCAUCUGUCAAAGAAGAAGCAGCCUGCGAUUCCGCCAAGAAAACCGUCUAUCAAGAUACACGUGGAUGAGAAGGAUAAGACGGAAGGUUCAAAUGUCAAUACAAAUGCCUCAAACAAGCCGAACGAGGAGAGUCGCAGUUCCGUGAUGCAAAAGUUGAAGAAAUUCCGACAGGACUCGACGGCUAAUGUCAAACCGAUGUCAAGCAACAUGAUGAACUUCAUGAAGAGCAGAAAAAUCCUGUCGAGGAACAAGGAAGGCGAAGUGGGAACGAAGUGCUCCCCGAGGCUGGAAAGGCCGAAGUUCAUGGGUCAGAGUCUGGCGACGCAAAGAUGGGUCGUCUACAAGCAAGGAACGGGGAUCGAAAGGGCGAAGGACCUGGUGCUAAGGGCGGCCUACCUUGCCGACAACAAGUUGUCCUUUUACGUCGACAAGAAGAUGACCACCCUGAAGGAGGUGAUUCAGCUUGAACUGGUGCACAGUGUGCAUCUGCUGCAAGACGUUAAAACUGUAGACGGAGAAACGGUCCAUUGCGUAGCAAUCAAUGGCGAAGGUCGACCAGGCGUCCACAUAAUCUACUUGAAGGGCAUCACGGAGAGGAGGAUAUUUGCCCAAAAAGUCCUGGAGGCACUGACUCCCGUCUUUCCUGCGAAGUACACGACUGAACUUACGAUGGCCGGAUGGGCCUACCUCAAGGAAGGUGUUACGGGGAGCUGGUUUCCUGCUUGGCUCCUUCUGCAACAACGGACGCUAAUCCACACUCGAUCGAUGGACCCAGUAGUUUUCGAGCAGCUCGAUCUUCGAAAAGCACGUUACAUAGGUCUUCGGGAACAAGAAGGCCCCAAUUCUUCUGGAACAAACGUCCCGGUGGUGGUGGUCGACGCAGGAGGCAGAGGAGCUCUCCACAUAGCCACUCCAGGGCUGCGAGAAGGUCCUGCCUGGAGGCACGCGUUGUAUCAAGCAGCCACCAACAACGGUCCAGCCCUGGAACAACAGCAGCUCACCAAGGACAACGUUCCCGUCGUCCUGGACAAAUGCAUCAACUUCAUUUAUGCCCACGGAAUCAUGUCCGAGGGCAUCUACAGACGCAGCGGGUCCAGCAGCGCCGUGGUCCGACUUCUCGAAGAAUUCCGACGCAAUGCCUGGGCCACGCAAAUAACCAGAUCCGAGUACUCGGAGCACGACGUCGCCACGGUGCUCAGGAGAUUCCUACGGGAUCUGCCGGAUCCUCUCUUUCCUGCAAAUAUUCACGAGCAGCUGUGCCGUCUGACAGAUGUAAACAAUGAGGAGAGCAGAGUGAGCAGCUACAGGAAGCUCCUGAUUGGCUUGAAUCCUGUUACCUCGGCGACCCUUCGAAGAAUCCUCGCGCAUCUUCACUGUCUCAGUCAGCAAAACUCCAGGAACCUGAUGACCGUCGACAAUGUCGCAGCCGUCUGGGGACCAACGUUGAUGCACGCCGGGGAGAAUAAUCCCGAGGAGUGGAACAGGUCGGAAACGAAAGUCGUGGCCGAUCUCAUUCGUCUUUAUCCGAAGUUGUAUCAGUUGUCUCCCGCGGAUUUGGCCAAGGAAGCUAAAAUCCUCGAAGUCCUCGAGAGGCAUCACGUAUCGAACAACAGACCCCGAGGUGCUCCUUCCGGUGACCUGAAGAUCUGGAUCUACAUCAUGGCCAGGGACGGCGAAUGUGUCAAUGUCACGAUCGGACCGCAAAAGACAGCAUUCGACGUUUGCUGCGAACUGGCGAAGAAGACGAAAUUUGCGCCACACGAGUUGUGCCUUGAAGAAUCCGCACUGAGCGGCGCACUCGAGAGGCCGUUGCAUCACAGCGAGAGAAUUUUGGAAACUGUUGCACGGUGGGGAUACUGGAACACAGCGGAUAGAAAGGACAACGCACUCGUCCUUCAAAAGGACAGGAUCUACAAGGAUAUUGUGCCAUUGGUUAAACCGCCAAUGACCAUUUCCGGUGAAUUAAAAUUCGCUGAUACAAAAUCCAAGCAUUUCAAGAGUUACCUCUUUGAGUUUAGCCAGGCGAAGCUCUGCUGCUACAAAGACAAAGUUUGUUGUACGAAAUUGCACGAGUGGAGGAUAGAGGACAUCGUGUGGUACUUGGGACACGAGCCAAAACGCAAUCCGCAGAUGGGAUGGUGCAUUACGUUCAUUAUAAAGAGCAACAAACCAAGCAGAAGCAAAAUCUUUUCAGAUGCAAAGAUAAUCCAUUUUUUGGAUACACUUUGGCUGGAGCGUGCAAGGACGAAGAGUAUAGAUGGUUGGCAGCCAUGCUGUUUGGCGAGCACCAGCUUAAUCUCCGACCUUCGCCUGUCAAUCUUAUGGAUCCCUAACUCCUUCGUAAAUGGACUCAGUUUCUGAAAAACAAUUUCAGAGCAUGAAAGGAAUCACUGGGGGCUUCCAGCGCUUGCUUUAGAAUACAGAAACCGUAGAUUUCUCAACCAAAAUUAUUCACGAUUGUACACAAUUUUGCAACUAUCGGAUCAGCCUAAACUUGCCUUUUGGAAAGAGACGUAUUGUAUUGGUAGUUUUUAAUUUUUAUCUAUAAACGAGUCCGUCCGAAAAUGGACGAUCAAAGAUACGGCAAUUAAGUUGUCCAAAUUGUGUAUGGAGGUAAUCAUGUCUAACUGCGCUUUCGCGCGAUCAAAGAGAUUGCUCGUUAAUUAGUUAUAGAUGAAAUUUCUACGGAUUUUCUUUAUUGCCAGGAGAGACUGUGAAAUCAACAGGUAUUUUAAAAAUCCUUUCGGUGUCACAGUGCAUUAGCCAAAAAUUAAUUUUCACAAGAUUGAGCAUCAUGAUUCUUAGGAUGUCUCGAGGCAUCGCGAAGAAAAAGAGUGACUGCGCCAGCAUUAUAAAUAUCUUUAUUCUCCUUCACAAGGUGCGCACGUAUGCAGACACGACUCGUCUGACCACUAUCUAUAUAUAGAUAUGUAUCCGCGGGAAAUCUUAUUUUCUAUAUUUGUAAAAAUUACACACGUAUGCCUUACGAAUGAACAUUGUUAUCUUCAUCCGUGACAGGUCACUUCCCUCACGGUGAAUAAAAAUCACAAACACAUCAA
Messenger RNA from Cephus cinctus (wheat stem sawfly), 5668 nucleotides. RefSeq lists its product as uncharacterized. Gene Ontology annotation, molecular function: GTPase activator activity; phosphatidylinositol-3,4,5-trisphosphate binding. Gene Ontology annotation, biological process: positive regulation of GTPase activity; signal transduction. The transcript is spliced from 10 exons. The coding region runs from base 1245 to 4970 and encodes 1241 amino acids. The record is from RefSeq and is a predicted model, not a curated record. NCBI's taxonomy places the organism in Eukaryota, Metazoa, Arthropoda, Insecta, Hymenoptera, Cephidae.